CCUGCCCACCGAGCAGGGCCAGCUGCAGGCCCUCCCUGCCCUCUGCUAGUUGUCUGUCGGCUGGGCCGUGACGCCAGUCUGUCAGGCCGCUAAGUUGCCUACAGGGAGGUACCUUCUGGGAGCCCCGCCUAGAGAGUCCCACCUGUGGGCAGUUCCCUGGAGCCUUCCCCGAGGAGGUGGCGUUGGCGCUGAGACCCCGCCCGGGAAAACGGGCCGUGCGCAGGAGGGGCUUGGGUGCUGCGCGUGACUCAGUUUCACGGCUGCCGCCCCACGGGACUAGCGGGAUGGGAACCGGGAGCCGAGCACCGUUCUUGCCCGGGCACGUCCUCGUGCGGGGCGCGCGCGUGUCCCGACCGCGCGUGGCUGGGCGGGCGGCUGUGGCGUGUGCGGCGGGGGCGGGCGGCUCCGUGACGCGGCGCCGAGCGGAGCGGGCGGAGCCGGAGGGCCGGGGCGGAGCGGAGUCGUCCGCAGAGCAGCCCCUCCCGGCCGCGGCCGCCGACCCCGGCCCCGGCCCCCGGCCCGGCUCUAUGGACAGGAGCUCGCUGCUGCAGCUUAUCCAGGAGCAGCAGCUGGACCCUGAGAACACAGGCUUCAUCGGCGCGGACACCUUCACUGGCCUGGUGCACCGCCAUGAGCUGCCCCUGGACCCAGCCAAGCUGGACAUGCUGGUGGCGCUGGCCCAGAGCAACGAGCGGGGCCAGGUCUGCUACCAGGAGCUGGCGGACCUGAUCAGCAGCAAGCGCUCAAGCAGCUUCAAGCGGGCCAUCGCCAACGGACAGCGGGCACUGCCUCGGGACGGGCUGCUGGAUGAGCCGGGCCUGGGUGUUUACAAGCGGUUCGUGCGCUACGUGGCCUACGAGAUCCUGCCCCGAGAGGUGGACCGCCACUGGUAUUUCUACCGGCACCGCAGCUGCCCGCCCCCCGUGUUUAUGGCCUCGGUCACCCUUGCCCAGAUCAUCGUGUUCCUGUGCUACGGGGCCCGGCUCAACAAGUGGGUGCUGCAGACCUACCACCCCGAGUACAUGAAGAGCCCCCUCGUGUACCACCCGGGCCACCGCGCUCGGGCCUGGCGCUUCCUCACGUACAUGUUCAUGCACGUCGGGCUGGAGCAGCUGGGGUUCAAUGCCCUCCUGCAGCUCAUGAUCGGGGUGCCGCUGGAGAUGGUGCACGGCCUGCUCCGCAUCAGCCUGCUCUACCUGGCGGGUGUGCUGGCAGGUUCCCUGACCGUCUCCAUUACUGACAUGCGGGCCCCUGUGGUGGGGGGCUCCGGCGGGGUCUAUGCCCUGUGUUCUGCACACCUGGCCAAUGUUGUCAUGAACUGGGCUGGGAUGAGGUGUCCCUACAAGCUGCUGAGGAUGGUGCUGGCCCUGGUGUGCAUGAGCUCCGAGGUGGGCCGGGCUGUGUGGCUGCGCUUCUCCCCGCCACUGCCUGCCUCAGGCCCACAGCCCAGCUUCAUGGCGCACCUGGCGGGCGCAGUGGUGGGCGUCAGCAUGGGCCUGACCAUCCUGCGCAGCUACGAAGAGCGCCUGCGGGACCAGUGCGGCUGGUGGGUGGUGCUGCUUGCCUAUGGCACCUUCCUGCUGUUUGCCAUCUUCUGGAACAUCUUUGCCUACGACCUGUUGGGUGCCCAUAUCCCCCCACCACCCUGACAGGGUCCCCAGGGCCACAGGGGCCAGGGUGCAGGACCCCAGGGCCAGCCACCGGGCAGGCCUGCAUGUCCACCCUCAGUGAAUGUAGUCUCGAGGCUGCUCCUUCCUGGUGUGGGCUGGUGGCCCCUGUGGCCCACUAAGUCCAGGCCGAGCCUUACACUAGCCCUGGCCACCCCCUCCCAGGCUGGAGGGACAGGACUGCUGGCCUGGGCCGGGUGGUGGAGGUCCCCAAGAGUGGCCCUAGAGAAGAUCCUGCCUCUGCCUCUUCCCUGAGACUUGCAGUCUGAGCCUUUUUGAAGAAUGAAUAAAUAUUUUACACAGCA
Capra hircus (goat) is the source of this 1972-nucleotide messenger RNA. It is a transcript of the gene RHBDL1, whose product is annotated as rhomboid like 1. Gene Ontology annotation, cellular component: membrane. The record is from RefSeq and is a predicted model, not a curated record. The coding region runs from base 285 to 1649 and encodes 454 amino acids. NCBI's taxonomy places the organism in Eukaryota, Metazoa, Chordata, Mammalia, Artiodactyla, Bovidae. The transcript has 8 exons. Gene Ontology annotation, molecular function: serine-type endopeptidase activity.